CAAGGCCUCGAGACGGUAACAAUUUAAUUGCGAAGGUGAAUAUGUUCUUUUCGUCAGUAUCUAGGUGAACCCAUUGGUUGUCGACCUUUGACACAUGCAUAGUUAUCAUUUUCCAUUUUGAUUUAAUAGUUGCAGCAGGAAUGAAGGCCGGAAUUGUUGAAGACUCAAGUCCACAGACACGUUCCAUAACAUUUUUCAAAUGUUUAUAACAUGCUUUGUGAUUUCUCGGUCAUCUUUGUUCUUGCGAAGGAAAUGGAAUUAUUCAUAUAUAGCAGUUCAGAGCCUUAAAGGAAGAGGAUUAGUAUUUUUGUCACACCUAAACAAGAAUACCACUGUAAAACCAAGGAAACUGAUAAAAUCCACAAGCCGUUUGUCAAAAAUUGUUGAACAGUUGCUUAACAAACGUCUUAAACAGAGCAACUCAAUUCAAACAGCAAUAAUGUCUAAAAGAACAUCUAGUGCUUCUCAAAGGACAUCAGCAUCACAAAAUUCUUCUUCUCAGGAAUCAUUUAAGAACUCGGGAGCAAGACCUAAAUCUAACAUUGACAAAAACUUCAGGAGUUUGCCUCCAGCUAAUGACAAUCUAGUUAUGCAAGGUCAGGAAAGAGGUGAAGGUCAUUGGAGAGCUGCUGAAUCUGCCAAGACACCAGAAAAAGCACAUGGCAAGUCCAAAAGAAAUAGAAAUGCUGAUCAAAGACCUAAAAGUGAAACAAAGAUGUUUAGUCCAUCUAGCAAGUCCUCAAAGUACAAGGAUAAACACAAGCCCAAAGGAACUGUAGCAGAAGGGACAAACUAUCAAAGUAUGUCUAGGGAAGAUAUAGAAGCUGGGAUGAAGUCUGGACGUAUAAUACAGGGUGAACUAAGAGUUGUGCCAAGAGACUUCAAAAAAGCCUAUGUAUCUCAUCCAGAUCACGGCUCCGAUGUGUUAAUUGAUGGUUUAGAUUACCGAUAUCCUGGGCUAACAGGAGAUGUGGUCGCAGUUGAAAUUUUUGACAACCCAGAUACCCAGGAACCAAACUUAUCUGACAAGAAAAAAAAUCCAGCACAAUCAGCUGAAGUAAAACAGUUAGAAUCAAGGUAUGCAGCCCUUGAUAUCAAUACACAAAAAGAGAGGGCAAGUUCACAGGACAAGUCACCAGAUAGAGACUCGCCUGAUGUGAUAAUUGAGGAGGAUCAGACUGUGAUAUUAAGCCCAGAGGCACCACAGGGGAGUGCAACGCCUGUGUCUGACAGGAAGAAACUUCAACUUGAGAAGGAUAGUCGCAAAGGCAAGGUAGUAGCAGUGAUAGAACAAAAACAUCCUCGUGUAUGUUCAGGUCACAUUAAGCCAAUGAAAACCAAGGAUGGUGUCUUGUUUAGUCCAGUUGAUAAUAGGCUGCCCAGGAUCCGAAUAAACCUAGACAGUUGUCCUCCAGAUAUCCUUACGAGGCCAGAUGACUACGCUAAUGUGCUGUUCGCUGCCAAACUUACGGAGUGGAGAUGUGACUCAGUAUUUGCCGACGGAACGUUGCUGCGUAAAAUUGGAAACGAUCGGGAGUUGAAACCAAAGAUAGAAGCAAUUCUGCUAGAGAACAGUGUUGAUACCUCUGAAUUCACUGAGAAGGCCCUUGACAGCCUACCCAUCAAGAAUUUGCCAUGGAAGAUCCCAUCAACAGAACUAACUAAUCGAAAGGAUUUCCGUAAGCAGUGUGUGUUCUCUAUUGAUCCAGCCACAGCGAGGGAUUUGGAUGACGCCCUUUCUAUAGAGGAACUUCCUGAUGGAACAUUUGAUGUUGGAGUGCACAUUGCUGAUGUUAGUUACUUCCUAGAAGAAGAGACUCCAUUAGAUGCUGUAGCAAAACGCAGGGCAACGAGUGUAUAUCUCCCUCACAAGGUUAUUCCAAUGCUGCCACGUAUUCUAUGUGAAGAACUUUGUAGUUUAAACCCAGAUGAAGAUCGUCUCACCUUCUCCGUUGUCUGGAAUAUUUCACAGGAAGGCGAGAUAUACAGUGAAUGGUUUGGCAGAUCUGUGAUCAGGUCCUGCGUUAAACUUAGCUACGACCAUGCUCAGGGAUUUAUUGAAGAACCUCUGAAAGAGUGGACUGCAGAAGAACUUCCUCCAAUAUCAUCAAAGUUCACAGUGGAAGAUAUCAAAAAGAGGGUCUUAGGCCUCAAUAAGAUAGCAGUAAAUCUAAGAAAGAGACGAAUGGACAAUGGAGCACUCACAUUAAACCAAAUAAAAAUGUCCUUCAAUUUAGACGAUGAUACAUACUUGCCAAAUGGAUUCCACGUCAACGAGCUCCGGGACAGUAACAGACUGGUUGAAGAGUUCAUGUUGUUAGCCAACAUGGCUGUUGCUCACAAGAUCAACAAGUGUUUACCAGAGACAGCAAUGUUACGACACCAUCCAGAGCCAGACCAGUCAUCAGCUUUUGAAUUGGAAAAACUGUCUCAACGCCUGGGGACACCAUUGGACUUUACCACUGCAGGGUCACUAAAGAAAAGUCUUGAUGCUCUGCGUACUGAAGAACCACAUGGAGGCGGAAAGCUUCAGGUCUUAAUAGCAUUGACUUCCAAACCAAUGAAGAUGGCGAUGUAUUUCUGUAAUGGGUCUUUGACAGAUGAACUACUGUACCGUCACUAUGCCCUGAAUGUUCCUCUGUACACACACUUCACUAGUCCUAUCCGUCGUUAUCCAGAUGUCCUGGUGCACAGGGCACUUUCAUCAGCAUUAGGUUAUUGUAAGUUCAAGAGUACCACAAAUGAACUACAAAAAAUUGCCAAUGGCUGUAAUGAUCGAAAGAAGGCAGCUAAAGCCGUGUCGGAUGCCAGUGCCGAAGUCUUUUUCUCUGCAUUCGUACAGGAAGCAGGACCAAUAGAAGGGGAAGCCAUGGUGAUGGGUAUACUGGAUCAUGCUGUGGAUGUGUACUUCCUUACCCUCGGCCUGGCUAAGCGGGUCUACAUUGAUCAACUGCCGUUGACGGAAGCUACCUAUAUAAAAGGAGAGAAGCUGAACCUAGUCUGGAAAAAGGAGGAUGGUAUGACCAAGGAAAUUAGGCAGACACUUACUUUCUUCACCAAAGUCCAAUGCACGAUCUCUAAAGGAAAACUUCCCCUGUCGUGGAUGGCAAUAUUGAAAAGGCCUGAGGAAGAUUCAGUCAUGGAUGAGUGAACUACUGUGACACAGGAGAUGUUUCAGUCACACCUAAGUGAUAAGUGAGCAAGUGUGACAAAGGAGUUUUUUCUGUCACACCUAAGGGAUGAAUGAGGUAGUGUGACAAAGGAGUUUUUUUCUGUCACACCUAAGGGAACUAUUGUAACAGAUGUUUUUUGCAAGGGCGAAUGAGCAUGUGUGAACAUUUAUUUUUGUCAUGAGUGCGAAGUGAUAUAAGAUUUUUAUCAAACAGAUAAACUGAUAUUUAACUCACGUAAAUGUAAAAUGGUAUACAUCAUUUUAGAUAAUGGUUGUGGAAAUAUUUGAACUUUCCCUGCAGCCUCUGAUUGCAUGUGAAGGAAAAGAAUGCAGCAUAUUUUAUGCAAUAAAAAAAAACUUCAUAUCGUCACUUCUGCUGCUGUUUGGAAGGUUGACCUGUGAUUUUCAGUGUGAGGUAGUGUCAAGUUCCGUGACUAAUUUAAUGAUAAAAAACAGCUUUGGAUCUUUCCUCGCACAUGAGACAGGGAAAUCUCACAACAGACUCAAUGUCUUCUUAUUCCAUCUGUCUGGUAUCUGAACGUCAAUAAGAACCACUCCUGGUUACAAGCAUACCUUCAUCUGAAGCCCUUUUUCCUUUCUGAGUCAGCAGCUGCUGUUUGCUCUCAGGCUUGUUUCAGCAGGAGUACAGUAACAUAAACCUCACUAUUGACAAAUUCAUGACUCCUCAUUAACAUAUUCAUGAAUGAAAUGAGUUAAUUCUAUCAUAAUCAUUCCUUCAUUAAGAUAAAUUAUAUUUGUCGAUAAAAUAAAAUAAAUUAACAUCAGGUUUUUUCUUCAAUAAUUCAGAAUACUUAGUAAACUAUUUAACAGGGCUAAAAUGUGGUUUUCCUUUUAUUCUAAUGUAGAGUCUGUCUUCAUAUCCUACCUAUCUUGUCAGAUGGAACACGAAUCUGAUAAUAAUCAGUAAUGAUUGGGUAAUGAUUGGUAAUAUUAUUAAUUGAAUGUAUUUCUAGUAAUUGGUAUAUAUGUACACAGAGGAAACAUCUUUUAACACCAAUUAAAAAAUGUUAUCUGUCAACUAAUGAAAUACAUUGAAUGUACCAUAUGAAAUUGUAUUUAUAUUGUAUAUAUUAACUUAAAGCACACAACUUUGGUCAUAACAGAUUUUUGUGAGGAAAAAAACAAAACAAAACAGGUUUUAUAAGGCCAAGAUAUUAUUUGUCGGGCAUUUCACACCAAAGUAAACUCUGGACAGAAAUAAUGUUAUGAUGAAUUCCUUAUUUAUUAAUAUUCAUACGCUCGUUGAAAAUUUUGACAGGAUGGAUAAUGUCCGUCCAUCUGUUCUUAAAAAACUUUCAUUUGUCCAGAGAUCUCCUCCCACAGUUUUCAACCAAUCUUUUUUUUAACUUUCGGAGGCGUAAUCUCCUUGAUAUGAAGUUGUGAUAUUUCACAGGUCUGUUUGGUUUGACUGUAUUUGGAAGAGUUACAUCCCCUUGUUGAUUUCCCAAUGUUAAUCUUCUCGGGAGAUCACCUUUCACAGGUUUCAACCAAUUUCUUUAAAACCUGGGCUUGAAAACCACAACAUGAGAUCGUAUCCCCCUGAAUAAUAUUUUGGUUCAACAAUAUUUCAAAAAGAUAUUGCCUUUGUUCUUUUCAGUGUUUUAAUCUUGUCCAGAAAUUUCAAUGAGUCCAUCUCAUUAAAACUUGGUAUGCUUUUAAUUCAUCAUUAAAACAAUAGCACUGUUUUCUUGCUCAACAUUUUAACUUAUUUUCAUAAUUCCAUAUUUGUGUUCUUUUGAUACAACAAAAGCUGAAUUUCUUGGGAAUAGGAAGGGUAUAUAUUAUCCCUCCACUCGGUAUUCUUAUUGUUAAUAAUCAAUCUUUAAUUCCAAAGCUUAGGUCUCCACUCUUUAUAUCUUGCAUAUUAAAUGUUUUCUAUUGCAAUGCCAAACAUAAACUAAAUACUUCUUGCCACUCAAACAAAUGAAUAACAGUGAUUUGUGAGCUGGACCAAGCAGAAAAUAACUUUGACAAUGUUAUUUUUUCCCCCAAUAAUUUUCCAUACCUUUAGGAAACUUGCCAAAGUCCUAUAUGGAUAAGACAGUUUAUGCCAAAAAGAAUAUUUCAAGAAUGGCCUUAUGCUUGAAAACAUCAUCGUAGAUUUAACUCCUAAUUUCUAAAAGGAUUGACAACUCCUAUUUGUUUGGCUAUUAGCCCAUACCUGGUAAUAAGCCCACCCCCUGCGGCUGCUCCUCAGUAGAAUUACUAUGAUAUUAAAACUCACCCUCUGGCUUGGAGUCACUCUUGUGAAGUAAGUCCCUAGGCCAUAUAGCACGGUAUAUAUGGUAAAUCUAGUGACAGUUUAAGCUUAUACUGCGAGACUUGAGUUGAUGUUUCAGAAAUCUGUUUCUCUGUCCGUUUUGUUCUGAUAAUGCUUGUGGGAAGUUGCAAGGUUACACUUGAAUGCUGAUGAUCUCUAACUAAAUACAUUGUCACUAGUCAGAAAUUUUCUUGUUUUUUCAUUCUAUGAAAUAUAAAUUCUAGUGUUGUUGCUGACUUUUGUUAAAUCUUGUGGUACUCCCUGGGAAAUAGUACCAUGUGAUGUAUUAAUUUAAAAAUAAAUAUAAAAACUCGAA
Ylistrum balloti is the source of this 5769-nucleotide messenger RNA. Its product is annotated as DIS3-like exonuclease 2. Gene Ontology annotation, molecular function: 3'-5'-RNA exonuclease activity; RNA binding. Gene Ontology annotation, biological process: miRNA catabolic process. The transcript has 23 exons. NCBI's taxonomy places the organism in Eukaryota, Metazoa, Mollusca, Bivalvia, Pectinida, Pectinidae. Gene Ontology annotation, cellular component: exosome (RNase complex); P-body. The record is from RefSeq and is a predicted model, not a curated record. Bases 200 to 3151 code for a protein of 983 amino acids.